AUGGAAUUUAUACAACAAAAAACAACUUCUUCUUCUUCUUCUUCUUCUUCUUCUUCUUCUUCUUCUUCUUCUUCUUCUUCUUCUAUCACUGAAGUUAAGCAGCGUCGAGCCUGGUUUUUUUUUUCUUUCAUUAUAAUAUUUGUUCUUUCACACUUUCCUCAUUUUUCUUCUUUAUUUUUCUUUCCUCACUUUUUCAUGAUUCGUCUGGGUUUUUAUUUUAUUUUUCCUUCUUUCUCUAUUUUUCGUUUUUCGAUUCUUUUUUCACGUUUCCUUUUUUACUUUGUUUUUUAUAUCGUUUUCAGAUAUUUUUUUACUGUUUUUCUUUUUUUCACCUUUUUCUUUACUUUAUUCUUUUUUGUUCUUCAAUUAUUUUUUUUCUGUUUUCCUUUGUCUUCGCCAUUUUCUUUUGAUUGGUUUCGAGUCUUUUUCUUUAACUUUUCUUUAUUUUUAUUUUUCCUUUUUAUUUCUACUUCUUCGGUUAUUAUUUCCUGUUUUUCUUCAUUUUUUUUCAUCCCUAUUUUUCUUUUUCUUUCUUUCUUUCCUGACGUUUAUUUCUUCUCUCUUUCAUAA
Molecule: messenger RNA, 570 nt
Organism: Acanthosepion pharaonis
Lineage: Eukaryota; Metazoa; Mollusca; Cephalopoda; Sepiida; Sepiidae
Source: the annotation of a GenBank genome assembly